CAUGCCUUCCCCCAAUCCCAGUCCCCCACUCCCUGGACUUUCCCGCUCCCGGCCUCGAUCCUGGAUUCCCUUCCCGCCCCCGCCGCGUGCGCUCCGAUCCCGGGUCCUGCCCCCACGCAGUGACUCCGGUUUGAUCCUGGGAGAAGCUGGUUCCUGCGACCGCCCCUGACAGCUCCGGAAUCGGAGGGACCCAGGCGUCCGCGAUCUCGGUCCCUUCCCACGGUGACUCCCUGCCCUGGUGGGGGAGUUCGGGGAAGCCAAUGGGGACGAAGGGCUGUGCCUGGCACUGGGUUUGUGGGGAGUCAUGGUCCAUGCUGAAGGUAGCCCUGAGAACUGUCCCGAGAUCUGCCCAGAAAAUUCCUUCUGUGUGAAUGCCACCCACUGUACCUGCCAGUCUGGGUUCAAGUCCCUCAAGGAGGCGCUCUACUUCCUUGGCAACAGUGAAGUCUGCGAUGGUAAAGGGGACCCCCAGAGGGGCAUUGACGUGAAUGAGUGCGUAGCACCUGAUCCAGUGAAAUGUGGUCCCGAUAAGCAGUGCAUCAACUUCCCUGGUGGAUUCAAUUGCACAUGUAACCCUGGAUUCACGGCUGAGCCAGGCAAGGAGAACUUCACAAAUACCAGUGGCACCGUGUGUCAGGACAUAGACGAGUGUGUGACACUGGGGCAUGACGCGUGUGGACCCAAUGCCACCUGCAUCAACAUCCCCGGGCGCUACAACUGUGUCUGUGCUGUGGGGUACCAGGCUGAUCCCGGCAAGGAGAACUUCAUGGGGUCCAACAACAACACCUGCCAGGACAUAGACGAGUGCCGGGAGAAUGUCAGUGCCUGUGCCCCCCAUGGGAACUGUAUCAACACCCCCGGGGACUUCAUGUGCACAUGUAAAGCUGGCUUUGCGAAGAGAAAUAAGGGCGAGGCCAAGAUCUGCAUAGAUAUUGACAAACGCAAGAGGCACCCUUGCGACCCCCGGGCCACCUGCAACAAUACACUGGGGAACUACAGCUCCUUCUGCCCCCCCGACUCUGUCCUCAUCUCUGCCAGGGACCCCAGUGCUUCUCACAGGACUGUGUGCAAAAAUUUCUCCUGCUCCUCCCUGGAACAGAUCCUCUGCCCCAAGGGCUGGGAUACCCCCUGUGAGCACAAAGCCAAGGUGGAAAACAUAUGUGGUGCCCUGCGCAGCUGGCUGGAUGCCCAGAAGGCCAAGGAGAUCCUGAAGGACUUCCUGCUGCUGCUGGAGCAUGGCCUGGCCUCCCAGGCCCCCAUGGAGCAGAAGUACUGGCAUGUCACGACCCUGCUGGCAGUAGCUGAGGACCUGAUGCGGCUACUGGGCCCUGUCUUGGGCCCCAGCACCACCCUCAAUACCAGUGCCUCGGAACUGAGCCUGGUCCUGCAGCCUGGGCCCUCUUCCAAUGUGAAGUCCCUGCACCUGGUGCAUGAGGCCGUGGGGCUGGAGCUGGACUGGGCAGUAGCUGCUGAUAAGAGCAAAGGGCCAGCGCUGGCCGGACUGCUAUCAGUGCGGGGCCUGGGGAAGGUGCUGGAGGGUGCAGGCAUCCAGGCCAAGGAGUGGACUGAGAUUGAGAAACAAGUGUCAAAGUGGUCACAAGAGCCAGGUCAAGUACAGUACCGGGUGGUGUCUGAGGUGGCCACCGCCAUCGUCGCCCAUGAGCAGCCACAGGGGCUGCAGUCCCCCGCUAAGCUCAACUUCACCUACAACACCACGGAGAAGAAGCUGUUCUUCCAGCUGCUGUGUGCCUUCUGGGAGCCCCACAGAGCAGGUGGGCACUGGUCCACGCAGGGCUGCCACCUCCUCCAGCCCCCGGCCCCUGGCUCCCCCACUGAGUGCAUCUGCGACCACCUCACCAGCUUCGCUGUGCUCAUGGCUUUCUAUGAGCUCAAGGACUGGCGGCUGGAUGUGGUGUCACGCGUGGGGCUGGCUGUGUCCGUGCUGUGCCUGACGCUGGCUGUGCUCACCUUUCUGCUGUGCCGGUCCCUGCGUGGUUCCCGCACCACCAUCCACCUGCACCUCAGCCUUAGCCUGCUGGUGGCACACAGCCUCUUCUUGCUGGGCAUUGAGCACACCCACAGCAAGGUGGGAUGUGCAGUGGUGGCAGGCCUGCUGCACUAUGCCUUCCUGGCUGCCUUCUGCUGGAUGUGCCUGGAGGGAGCUGAGCUCUACGUGCUGGUUGUGCAUAUCUUCAAGCCUUCAUCCUUCAAGCGUGGCUACCUGCUGCUGGCUGGCUACGGGCCCCCCGCCCUCAUUGUGGCCAUCUCGGCUGCUGCCUUCCCCCAGGGCUAUGGCACUGAGCGCCACUGCUGGCUCUCCCUGGACCACGACUUCCUCUGGAGCUUCCUGGCCCCCGUCUGCCUCAUCAUCACCGUGAAUGCUGGGAUCUUUGUAGUGACCGUGUGGAAGCUGGCGCAGAAGUUCAAUGAGAUCAACCCUGACAUGAGCCGCCUCAAGAAGCUCCGGGUGCUAACAGUGACGGGGCUGGCGCAGCUGUGUGUGCUGGGCACGGGCUGGGUGCUGGGGCUUUUCCAGUUUGGGCCACACACUCUGGUGCUGUCCUACGCCUUCACCAUCUUCAACGCGCUGCAGGGAUUUGGCAUCUUCCUGCUGCACUGUCUGCUCAACAAGCAGGUGCGGGAUGAAUAUUGCCGCUGCUUUCAGGUCUGCCGCAGGGACAGCAAAUACUCUGAGUUCUCCACCACCAACAGCACCAGGGGGCUGCGGCAGGAGUCUGGGAUGUAGCCACUGCCUGGACAUCACCUCUGUUGGACACGCCGCUUUGCACAGGAUACCUCGGCUUGACCACAGCUCAUGGGGGCACCUGGCCUGGACUUCUCUUCCCCCCAAAGGGCAGCAGAGACUGGGUCCUGCCCCAACCUGCGGGGGGUGCUUUUCCUUCCUCCCCUGUGGCCUACAGGGGGUGCUUGACUCCUCCAGAUCCCUCCUGGAUACACUGCCAUGCCCCUAGCCCUGGACCCCUGGGGCAGGGCAGGGGGCCUCCUUGGGUGGUGGUGUGGUGAGCAUGUUUGUUAUUACCCUGAAAUAGAAUAGUUUUCUGAUAGCAUAUUGUUAGGUUAACAAUAAUUACAAUAAAUUCUGAAUUAUUGUAAAGCUUGAAUUAUUGUUAACACAGGUUAACAAUAAUUAACGAGUCUGCACCACCUUUAGAACAACAGAGAUAAAAAGCGGCAAAAGCCACCUGUGAAAAAGAUGGAAUAUGGCAAUUGCCAGAUAAAAGGAUAGUGCUACCUAAAGCAGCCCUUAGACCCGAUCUACAACAGCUCCAUCAAAGCGAGCAUUUAGGUUGUGAAAAACUUGCCACUAUCACUAACAGGCUGUUCUAUGCACCCGGAGUCUACCAGGAAGCAAAAAGGCUUUUAAAACACUACAAUAUAUGCAAAAAGUUUAAUAUCAAAGGAAAAAAAUCAAGACCCCCCUGGAGCCCACCCCUGGGCUUACACUCCCUUUAAAAGACUACAAAUAGAUUUUGCUGAGAUGCCUAAAAACAAUGGAUACAAAAACCUCCUAGUAAUUAUUGACCAACUCACAGGGUGGGUAAAAGCCUUCCCCACCAGAAGAGCUACAGCACAACUAAUAGUAAAAAUGCUCCUUAAUAAAAUUAUACCCAGGUUUGGUCCUCCACAUAUCAUUAAAAGCGAUCAAGGAUCACAUUUUACUGCUGACAUAAACAAAACACUGGCCAGCUGCCUAGGAAUAAAAUAAAAAUUCCAUACCCCUUGGCACCCAAAAAGCUCAGGACACGUAGAAAAAAUGAAUCAUACUCUGAAACAAAAAUUAAAAAGCUAUGUGCUGAAAGCGGGUUAAAAUGGACUAAGACUCUCCCACUGGCUCUUAUGUCCAUCAGAUCCACCCCCAGGAAAAAACUAAAGCUCAGCCCUUACAAACUGCUGUUUAGACACCCUGUCCCCCAACACUUCCCCUUACUACCGGCUCACACUUCUUCUCUUUUAGACAAUAAAGGACUCACCUCUUAUAUUUUAUCUCUACAGUCUCAGUUAAAAUCUCUCCAUAGGUAUGCUGCUUUAAGCCAACCCCUCCCUGCGAAUGUCCCAGCACAUCGCAUCCAGCCUGGAGACUGGGUAUAUGUAAAAACUUGGAAACGGUCUCCCCUUGAACCUAAGUGGCAAGGACUGUAUCAAGUCCUCCUCACCUCCCACACCGCCAUAAAAAUAGCAAAAAAGGACAACUGGAUUCAUUAUACUCAUACAAAAAAGACAAAAGUUUCACCAGAGCUCAGGAUCGGCUCCAAUGCAAGCUUCCCUGACCUGGAAAAAAAAAAGCCAGAAGACGACGACUGUGGACUUCGCGGGAGCACCGCACGCCCACCUGACCGCGACAAGGGUGAGCCAGAAACAGACGAAAAAAUAAACACCUCCUGGACCUACAGCCCAUUAGAUAAUAUAAAACUCAAACUAACCAAGGUCCACUAAUAAACUGUCACCCUUUUGGGGUCCUGCCCAGCCCAGAGAGCACCGAACUCCAAGUACUGCAUCCUCUAGACACUUUUGAAUCAGCUAAAACUGAACACUUUGAGACUAUAACAUGUCCCAAAAGAUCAGUUAUUGGAGCUGCAGGGUUGUGCAUACUGUUUGUGCUGAUUUUGUUAUAAUAUGGUUUUUAUAACUAUGUUAUUUCUAAUCUUUCUGUUUGCUGGAGAAAUAAGUCUUUCACAGGGGUCAGCUAUAGCUACCAGUUGCUGCAGAUGUGCUAAUCCUGGUGCCCGAGGUUUUCCUGUCUGGAUAAGCGAUUCAAUCAAACUCUCUGAUAUAGACGGGAAGGUCAACAUUGCCCGUUGGUAUCCUCCCUCACAUUGUUAUAGUUCAGCAGAAGUUCGGGUAUUUACUUAUGGAACAGAAUAUUGUGUAAAGCCUAGCCACCCAGUUUUCAGACAAUUUACAGAGUCUCCUUAGGCUAAGACUACUCUUAAACCUACUGUUGCCCAUAUCUCUGAUAAUAAUAUGUACCUUAAAUAUGUUAAGAGAGCCGCUAAAGCAGAAAACCAAAGUAACUGUUGGGUGUGCAGUCAUUUUCCUCUCCGCACCCAAGGAGGAAUUCCCAUGACUCCCAUCCCCUUGGGCCCUAUCGAGUCACUUUUAAACCCCUCUAAUAACCAAGCUUGGGACCAAAGUCAGCAGGAAUUCCUUUUAGUAAAGCCUGUUGUUGGAGAUUAGUGUUUCUAUAUAAACUGCUCAGUAUCAGACUGCAUUAAUUUAGACACAAGCAUAUGUCACCACUAUUUUACUAGUUCAAGUGGAGGAGACUGGCGUAAUAAUAACACAGCAACUCCUACCUAUUGCAGCUCUUACAAUGAUUUCUACAACAGCAAAAAUUUAACCAAGGGCACUAAUCCUAUCUACACCCCCAUCUCCUCUUUAAAUAAUACCUUGUGAUAUUGUUUAUACACUGAUACCUCCCGGGAACAAUGCUUCUUCAAUAAAACUACAAAUCCUUCCUUUAAAUCAAAGGGUAAACGCGGGGUGCUAGAAUUAAAAAACGGAGGCCAAAUACCUCCUAAGUAUUCAAACCUUGCUGCUUUAAAAAGACAAUACUGGGUCUGUGGCUCCCACGCCUACCAUAAAAUCCCUGCCAAAGGAAAAGGUAUCUGCUAUCCGGCAAUGCUAAAACCCUCUACGUCCUUCGCCACGCACCUUCCACGGGGCAGGUGGCAAAACAAGAGGGAUUUACAAAAAAGCCGUGAUAUGGUAGACAAAUAUCAAAAAGCUCAACUUACCAAGAAAAUAUUACUCAGGUGUUCCCUUGCAAGUAUGCUCCCAGAAAUAGACACUGUGUGUCUUAAAAAAUUUACAUUAUGCCUCCAAGCUGUGAUAAAAAUCAUGGCUCACUAAUUCAGCGAAGGUCAGAAAGACCUCUCAAAGGCCGUUGCUACCUUGGCUGACACCCCAAAAAAACUCCGACAAAUAAUAAUUCAAAACCGUAUAGCCCUUGAUUUUCUCCUCGCUGCUCAAGGGGGAGCUUGUGCGGUUAUCGGACCAAAACGUUGUGUUUGGGUUAACAGCUCUUUUACAAUAAUACAAACCCACCUCAAAGAUACAGCUGUCCAUAUCCAAAAAGCCGAAGAUGUAGCUAAAAUCCCCAAAGAUGCAUCUCUUAGCUGGCUUACUAACUGGUUCUCUUCCCUUACAGGAUGGCUUAGACCUUUUAUGCUAAGUAUAAUUGAAAUAGUUAUAACUAUAGUCUGCCUAUUAUGUUAUUUCCAGUGUUUAUGCUCUCUAAGACAACAGUUUAUGCAAAGGCAAGUAAAAAUGUAUGGUCAGUUUGUACAAAUAUCCAGCAUCAAUCAUCAAAACCUAACCCCACAAGAAGUUAAAUACCUAAAAGUGUGUUCCAAAAUUCCCUCUGGAAAAUUAAAACAAAGGGAGGACCUGUGGUUAGCAUGUUUGUUAUUACCCUGAAAUAGAAUAGUUUUCUGAUAGCAUACUGUUAGGUUAACAAUAAUUUGGAUUAUUAAGAAGUAUUAGCUUUACAGCUGAAUACAAGGCAUGACCUGUGGCCUAACAAUGCAGCUGACCACAAGGCACAAUGAUAGCUAAGCCUUUGCUUGUGUCAAGUAAUCAUUUUAACCGUGUUAAGCAUUUUCUGAGUUAAAAAGUGGAUCUGUGUCUGUGUGCUGAAGAAUCAGCUACAGCAAAAAGUAAGAUAAGACAGGGAAGCCAUUGUUCUGGGUGCAGUGGUUGUGUCCUUGAGAAGUAUCUACUACUGUGUAAGGUUUUGCUAACAUAUUAUAAUGUUACUGUUACUUAACUUUUAGCUUUUAAAAAAGUGCUAGUUCAGCUUAAUAGAAAUAUGCUGUUAUAAAGAUUUGUAAAGCACCGACCAAAUAUUGCUUUUUUGUUAACCCUGUAAGUCUUGCCUUAUUGUAAUAAGUAUAAAAGAUCGCCUCACCCUUUAUGGGGGGCCAUUUUGCCUUUUGCUCGCAUUAUGGUCUUUGCUGGAGCAAAUAAACAGCUGUGUCUUUA
Messenger RNA from Alligator mississippiensis (American alligator), 7002 nucleotides. It is a transcript of the gene ADGRE5, whose product is annotated as adhesion G protein-coupled receptor E5. The record is from RefSeq and is a predicted model, not a curated record. Gene Ontology annotation, cellular component: membrane. The transcript has 20 exons. Gene Ontology annotation, biological process: cell surface receptor signaling pathway; adenylate cyclase-activating G protein-coupled receptor signaling pathway. Gene Ontology annotation, molecular function: calcium ion binding; G protein-coupled receptor activity. NCBI's taxonomy places the organism in Eukaryota, Metazoa, Chordata, Crocodylia, Alligatoridae. The coding region runs from base 305 to 2746 and encodes 813 amino acids.